AGGAGGGGCUCCUGGCAUGUCAGCGGGAGCAGCGGCAGGAAGAGGAGGAAGAGGAGGAAGAGACGGCCACACAAACACGGCUAUCCACCGCUCCCAGCCCGGUCCGGUACGUGAGUGAAAAUGUCCACGAUUCAAACGUUGAGAGCUUUUGUCAACCGGCGACUGACUGCGGUUAUAGAGGAAAUCUUCGCGCUGCUGGAAACAACCAUAUCGAACUACGAAGAAGAGAUUGAUCGCCAGCGCAGGCUGCUGGAGGAUGUUGUCAAGCCCGACAGCGACAUAAACCAAGUUUUACCUCCAGGUGUCCGAAAACUGAUUGUCAGAAAGGAAGACCAGCAGGUAUGGAGGACCAGUCUGGACCGAGAGGACCCAAAGGGCCCACAUAUUAAAGAGGAACAGGAGGAGCUCUGUGUCAGUCAGAAUGUAAAGCAGCUUGAAGAACUGAAGGAUGUUGAAAUCACUAAGUUUCCAUUCACUGCUUUGACUGUGAAGAGUGAAGAUGAUGCAGAGAAAGCUCAGUCCUCACAGCUUCAUCAAAGACAAACUGAGGAGAACAGAGAGGCAGAGCCUCCAGCCAGCAGCUCAGCUCAGAAAGUGGAACCAGAAACUGACAGCUGUCAUCAGCUGCUGUCUUUAUACUGUUGUGAAUCAGAGACUGAGGAUAGUAAUGACGAUUGGAAGGAGACAGGGGAACAAGAGUCAGGUUCUGACAAACUGAAAAACAAGAGCACCUCCGAUCAUAAUAAAUCCUGCACCCGGGAGAGGCCAUUUAGUUGCACAGUUUGUGAGAAAAGAUUUGGCUGCAAAGGAAAUCUGCAUGCCCACAUGAGAAGCCAUACAGGAGAGAAGCCUUUCACCUGCACUGUUUGUAACAAAAGUUUUAGUGCGAAGGUCAAUCUGAAGACUCAUAUGAGAAGUCAUACCGGGGAGAAACCAUUCAGCUGCUCAAUGUGUAACAAAAGUUUUAGUCAAAAGAAGACAUUAGUUAUACACCUGAGAAGUCAUACAGGGGAGAGACCAUUUAGUUGUUCAUUCUGUGGAAAAUGUUUUAGUGAAAAGGGAACUUUGAAGAGACACAUUAGAGUUCAUACAGGAGAGAAACCAUACAGUUGCAGUGUUUGUGGACGGAAUUUUAGUUUGCUGUCACAUGUUAAAAGCCAUAAGUGUGCAGCAGCUUCCUCUGUUCUAAAGAAGCUGGAUGUUGUGCAGGCUAAGGAUCUUAGAAAGACAACUUCCAAACUCUCCUCCGCGCUGAAAUAUGACGUCACAGUUUCGCGCCAAAGCCAGCGCCUCAAAGCUGUCUCCUCUCAAAGUUUGGUCGGAGAGUUGUGUCCUGUUCGUUUUGUUACAAUGUGUAAAAUCCAAACUCUGAGAAAGCUGGUGAACCAACGACUGGGUACAGCUGUAGAGGAGAUAUUUAGACUCUUUGAAACAACCAUCGCGGAAUAUGAAGAAGAAAUUGAACGCCAACGCAGACUGCUGGAGGUUGUGGACAGGCCUGUCAGCCGAGUAAAUAAAGCAGAUUUUACACAGCUUUUGGCGAUUAAACAAGAGCUUCCUUCUGGGCAGCAGGAGUCGAGCACCAGUCCUGACCAGGAGGACCCAGAGCCCCCCCAUGUUAAAGAGGAGCAGGAGGAACUCUGGAGCAGUCAUGAAAGAGAGCAGCUUCAGGAACCGGAGGAGGAUUAUAUUGCUAAGUUCCGAGUCACUGCUUUGCCCGUGAAGAGUGAAGAUGAUUUAGAGAAAGCUCAGUCCUCACAGCUUCAUCAAAGACAAACUGAGGAGAACAGAGAGGCAGAGCCGCCAGCCAGCAGCUCAGCUCAACAAAUUGAACCAGACUCUUCUGAUUCUGAGACUGAAUACAGUAAUGAUGAGUGGAAAGAGACAAGGGAACCUCAGCCGGGUUCAACUUUUGUGAAACAUAAUGAAGUCUAUGUAAUUGUUGAAAAAUGUCAUUGUAGUAUUGGCAAGAAAACUUAUAGGUGCUCUGAGUGUGGUAAAAAAUUUAGCCUGAAGGGAUCUCUGCAGAGACACAUUAGAGUUCAUACAGGAGAGAAACCAUUUAGCUGUUCAAUCUGUGGUAAAAAAUUUGGCCGGAAGCAACAUCUGCAGGAACACGUGAUCAUUCAUACAGGCGAGCAACCAUUUAGUUGUACAGUAUGUGGCAAAAGGUUUCGUUAUAAAGCGGGCAUGAGGAAGCACAUGAGAGCACACACAGAGUGUGUGUGUGAUAAAAUGUUGACCCAGAAUGAAAGAUUACCUUCACAUAUGACAGUUCAUAGAGACAAAGCUGCUUUCAGCUGUUCAGUCUGUGAAAAAGAAUUUAAAGGCAGAGCAGCACUGUAGCAGCACUAUAAGCUCCAUGAGGGCAGGAAUUAUUGGACAAUUGUUGUAUUAGACUGCAUUAGUUCUAGCUAAAUGUACCUAUUCAACUGCCAACUGAUUGUAUUUGUUGAUUUUGCAACAUUACAUUACAUAUACUGUAAUAAAGAAUUAUCUCCUUAUUGGCCACCCCUAAUUUACGUUUACCUUGUGUUGAUGUAGAGUAAUGUUAAAGAGAGAAACUGCUCUUUGGCUCAAAUUCAGCUUGAAUAUUACCAUUUCAGUUUACGACCUGAGCAAUAAAUCAGUGUUCAAA
This is a messenger RNA of Xiphias gladius (swordfish), 2638 nucleotides long. Its product is annotated as zinc finger protein 135-like. Gene Ontology annotation, molecular function: RNA polymerase II cis-regulatory region sequence-specific DNA binding; DNA-binding transcription factor activity. Gene Ontology annotation, biological process: regulation of transcription by RNA polymerase II. Lineage: Eukaryota; Metazoa; Chordata; Actinopteri; Istiophoriformes; Xiphiidae. Bases 121 to 2346 code for a protein of 741 amino acids. The record is from RefSeq and is a predicted model, not a curated record. The transcript has 5 exons.